UUGAAGUUCUUCAUUACUUUUUUUUUUUUUCUCACCUCUCUCUGUGGUUUUUGUGGAGUGAGGGAAUCAGCAUGGUUUUGCUGCUUCAUUUUCUUUGAUUGAAUUGAAAAAUAUAUGGGAUGACAACUAAAAAGAAAUUUUGUUUCUUGUUUUUUGUUGGAGUCUAUCCCUAGGUAAGGAUAAGGAUACAGAAUCACAGUUUUGAUGUCUGAACUUAUUUUUCCUGUGAAGUUGAGCAAAUACUCGUUUGAUCGUCCGCUAUGCCACUGAUAGGUCCAGGGAAAGGGAGUAUAAUAUAUAUUCUUAUUUCUAAAAAUCUUUUGCCUUGGGAUCCUCAUAAGCGCUUUCUGAAGAUGCUUUUUUGUGUAUAAGGGUGCUGUUACCUUUCUCUGUUCUUGUUUUAAGAGUCGAUGUUGAGUUCAAUAAUUGAUACUCCUCGUAGAUCUUCCCCAUAUCAUGAAUUUCUUGAGGGAGUUGGAAUCCUCUAUUCUUAUACCUGUAGCUAGGCUUUUUCUUCUUCUUUUUGCAUGCUGAAAUUGUUUUCUUCUGCAGUAAUGGUCAGAUAUAUCAAUCAUGUUUCUUCAAUUUCAAUUAUGUUUGAGCUCUUGUUCAUUCAUAGGCUGUUGGUUCUCAUGGUAUAUCUCUUAGGUCUUGCGUGAGGAAUACUGUGUAUUGCAACAGAAGUAAAUUUGUGACGCAGAGCUGUAAUUGUGGUGAAAAAUCUAUUGGCAAUGAAUGCAUAAAAAGAAAUGGAAACACAUUCAGCUUUACCAGUGGGGAAUCUGAAUAUGCAGCAAUUCUGUAAUUCUGGGAGCUCUGGAGUUAUGUCAUCAUCUCUACCUGUUCUACCAAACACCUUGGAGGAGAAAUUCCCUGAACUACCAGAUCCCCAACAUGUUCCACUGGAGAGGGAAAUACAAAGAAAUCCUUUGCCUUCCCAGAGACCUUUGUUUUCAUCACCUUCUGGAUUUUCUCCAGAUCUUACUUUCUCUUCAACUCUCGCCCAUGAGAGGCAUACCAACAAUACUCCAUUUGUCAGUCGAUCACUGAAUGCUGGAGUUUCUUUGCCUUCAACCUAUUUGUCAAAUAUGGAAAUAUUUCAAGUGCCAAAUAAUUUCCCCAAAGAUCCAACUGAAAUAACCUGGUGUCCGGAUUCAGUUCAAGGCAUGCUAAAUUGUUCAGAUGGUGUAAUUAUGGGGAACAAUCAAAUACAAAAUAGCUCAAAUAAGGUUUCUAAUGACCUUAAUAAGCAAAAUGAAUGGUGGAGUGAUAUAAUGAAUGUGGAUUGGAAGGAUCUUUUUGAUGAUACAACUAUCUCUGAAUCUCAACCGAAGGUUGUUUACCCACCUGCCCAAUCCUCCUCUAAUAUUUCAAAGCAGCAGCCGCAAACAGAUCAGUCUGUUCCAUGCCAUUCUGGUGAGGUUUGUGCUGUCACUGGUGCAUCGUCUUCUGCCACUACUGCUGCAGCCAAGCCACGGAUGAGGUGGACUCCAGAGCUUCAUGAAUGCUUCAUAAAUGCUGUCAACCAGCUCGGUGGUAGUGAAAAAGCUACUCCUAAAGGUGUACUGAAUAUCAUGAAAGUGGAAGGAUUGACAAUAUACCAUGUGAAAAGUCAUCUACAGAAAUAUAGGACUGCACGUUAUAAGCCAGACUCAUUAGAAGGGAUGUCAGAAAAGACGGCCACUCAGAGUGAGGAAUUACCUUCUCUAGAUCUAAAGACAGGCAUUGAUUUCACUGAAGCAUUACGACUCCAGAUGGAAGUUCAGAAGCGACUUCAUGAACAACUUGAGAUUCAGAGAAAUCUGCAGCUGAGAAUUGAAGAGCAAGGGAAAUACCUGCAAAUGAUGUUUGAGAAGCAAUACAAGUCAACCAUGGACAAGACCCAUUGUUCUUCCACUGUAGAAAAACCAACAACCAUAUCUUCCGAUCAAACACAUUCUACUGCUAAGAUUGAUCUCCCAGAAGCACAAAAUAGUUCCACUGAUUCAAAAAUAACAGAGGGCUUUAGGCAAGUCAGUAACAAGUGGAAGAUGUCUGAAGUUGAACCUUCCAAUGAGAAGGAAACAGAUGCUCUUACUAGUUCCCUUCCACCAAGCAAGCACUCGAGAAUAAAUGACGAGGACUCAUGAAUUCCAAUCUCAGCAUUGGACUGACUAAUGUUACAACACCGGUAGCUGUCGAUAUGAACAUCAUUAUUGCAAUAAAAAGUUUCCAGUACAAAUGGAGGUUAUUUGGGAGGAGACACUUCUAGCAGUAGUAGCAGAUAGAGUAACUUGUUUCAUAUCUAUGUUAGGUAUGAAUCAUAGGGUGCAGUCUUUAAGAAAAUUCCUAUUAGAAGGAAGUGGAGAAGUGAUGUCUCUGAACAACAAAGUUAAUAAAAAAAGACCUUGAUAUUUUAUGGCUUUAUUUUCCCUUGUGUGGCUUAUGUUUGAACACACAAAGAAAGAAAUAUCUGUAUUUGCUUAUUUCUCAAAAAAUUAUUUAAUUCUCUUCAAAAA
Molecule: messenger RNA, 2498 nt
Organism: Musa acuminata subsp. malaccensis (wild Malaysian banana)
Lineage: Eukaryota; Viridiplantae; Streptophyta; Magnoliopsida; Zingiberales; Musaceae
Source: RefSeq, a predicted model, not a curated record